AUGUCUACCACAGUACCGAAGCCGGCCCGGCUAUCGAAUGGGCCACCCAACUCCGCUCUCCCUGCGCUUCCUAUGGGCAAGACGCGGAAAUCCGUAGGAGGACUGUCCCUUUCAACCAACACUGCGAUGCCAUCAACACCAAAGUCUGGCGUUCUUCGAACCCCAUCAAGCGCUUCCAACUUCCGCAACUCUACAGCAUCACCAGCUGGCGGACUGCCCCAGCCGCGAGCAGUUUCUUCCAUCAACGCUUCAUCCAAAACAUUACGGAAAUCCGUCAGCAUAAACUCGUUUCCGCAACCACCACGCGGCGAAGGCCGACUUACCAGCUUACCGCCUAGUCCGCUUUCCGCCGGUGGCUUGUCGCGGAAAUCAAAGACACCAACAACACCAACGUACCAGUUCUCCGGUAGCACGGGGAGUCUCCUCAACGGGAGCGGUGACGGCAGGUCGGCUGCCCGGUCUAGAAACUCGGAUGGCUUGAUCAGCAUCGCAUCACCACCCCAGAGCCGCAGUUCAUCCGCACAAGACUCGUACUCGACUUCAGCCACGCAAUACGAAGACAUGGAGGCAACACAAUCUCGACCAGAUACCUCUGCAGGAAGCAAAAGCAAACGCGAAUCAAUGACCGAGAAAAAAGGCAAUGUCGUCGUGAGCGUAAGAGUACGGCCAGAUGCUUCCGGCAACGAACAAACAACAGACGGGGAGUGGAUGGUGGACGGGAGGAGGUCCCUAAUUUCGUACAAUGGCAAGGAGGGAGGCGAUUACUAUUAUGAUAACGUUUUUACGACCCACGAUGACAAUUCGAAAGUCUACGACCAUAGUGCCAAGCGCUUGGUAAGGCGAGUUAUGGAAGGAUAUCACGGCACAGUCUUUGCGUACGGUAUGACGGGUACAGGAAAAACGUUUUCGAUGCAGGGCACGGCCUCUUCGCCAGGCGUGAUACCGCUGGCUAUUACCGACAUCUUCUCAUACAUUCGCGAAACGCCGUCGAGAGAAUUCCUGCUUCGGGUCAGCUACCUGGAGAUCUACAACGAGAGGAUCCACGAUCUACUGAGUAUGGCAACGGGAGGCAAUGGUCCUGGUGCCCCAGCACAGGAGGAAAUCAAGCUGCGUGAGGACAGCAAGCGGGGUGUUUAUGCGACGCCUCUCAAGGAAGAAAUUGUUCAGAGUCCGACGCAGCUCCUGCGUGUGAUUGCGCGGGGUGAUCAGGCUCGUCGGACCGCAAGUACGCAGUUCAACGCCAGGAGUUCACGCAGUCACGCAGUCGUCCAAAUUGUGGUGGAGAGCAGGGAGCGUGUGCCCGCGGGAGAUAGCUCAGGGGGAAGCAAGCGACAGGGUCUGCUACCGGGUGGCGUGCGAGUUUCUACCCUGAGCUUGAUCGAUUUGGCGGGGUCAGAGAAGGCGGCUGACACAAAGGAGAGACGUCAAGAGGGUUCGCAUAUCAACAAGAGUUUGUUGACCCUAGGAACGGUCAUCGCCAAGCUUUCCGAGAACAAGGACAAGGACGACAAACAUUUACCUUACCGCGACAGCAAACUCACACGAUUACUGCAAGGCGCGCUGUCGGGUAACUCGCUUGUGAGCAUUCUCUGCACGAUUCAGUGUGGCGCUGGCGGAAGUACCGCUGGAAGCACUCACAUCAACGAGACACUCAACACUCUGAAAUUCGCAUCUCGAGCGAAAAACAGCAUCGUCAGUCGCGCUAAACGUGCAGAUGAAGCUCUCGGAGCCGGGGGUGAUGGCAAUGCUAGGGUCUUGCUUGAACGCUAUCGGAUGGAGAUUGCUGAACUGCGUAAGGAGCUGGAGAAGCAGGCAAAGUCCAAUAAUCAAAAGGAGGCUGAGGAGGAGAUGGAGCGCGAUGCAAAGGAGGAAUUGGCACGAGAGCUGGAAAUGGAGCAACGCCACGAAGAACAGAUGCUGGAAAUGCAGCUGGCUCGAACCGCUUUGAAAGAGAGGAUCGACCACUUGAACCGGCUUAUUCUCAGCUCAAAAUCGAUAGGAGUCAACGCCAACGGAUCACUCAGCUCCUAUUCGCUCAACACGUUCAACAACAGGUUUUCUGUGGGAUCGGUAAGAUCCGUUAUGACCACCUCUAACGCAGGCAGGCCAUUCUUGGAGAGAUCUACGUCUCUGGCGUCAUCUUCUUCGACAAUUGGCCGGAGAUCCCUCGAAAAGCGGUCGUCUGGUAGCGGACCAGAAGCACCUCUAACAGAGGCCGAAGAUGAGGAUAGCAUAGGCGAAUUUGGCGAUGGGACAGCCUCGCUUGCGGCUCAGAAUCAGGCGUUGCAGGCAGACCUGGCGGACAAGAACCGGUACAUCCAGACUCUGGAAAAGCGACUUCUUCAGGCUCGCCGCGCAAGCUCAUCCCGUACCUCGCUAGGGAUCACUCCAGGGAAUAAGAUACUGGUAGGAGAGGACCAUAGCGUUUCGACCUUGCUUAGGGAAAAGGAUGCGGAGAUUGCUGAGCUUCGGGCCAGGUUGGAUGACAAGGACAGAAUGCUGGCGGCAUUGCGGAACUCGGCAAGAUCAAGAGACAACGCGGAUCGCGUCGAGUCGAGGACUAGCAAUCGCAACUCGCGGGUCUUUUCUGAUGAUGGCAACUACAGUCUUGCCAACACCCCCGGCGCCACCACGCUCAACAGCCCAACAGGUUCCACGCCAACGUUAAGCAGGCAGGUGUCGCUUAUGAACAGCGCCAGGACUCGAACAAAGAGCGUCGACGAGAUGAGCAAGAUGCUGGACGAUAUGAUCCAAGAUCGUGUCGAAUCCGGCCAACUUAUCCGUGGGAACAGGGGAAGCAUUAGAGUCGCCCCCACGCCUGCCCCGACGAUGCCGUUGCCACCACCUCCGGGCCCGAUCAAUGGUGACCACCCCCACCGAGAGCCUGUGCGGCUUUCGCAACGGACGCCAUCGAGGACACCAUCACCCCCGACCCAGAUGAACGAACCACCUAUCAAACUCCAGCUGCUGUCGAAACUUAGGACGUCGUAUACUGCUGAGUCUCAUGGGCCGGUCAUCAUGGAGGUGUAA
Sordaria macrospora k-hell is the source of this 3030-nucleotide messenger RNA. RefSeq lists its product as uncharacterized. Gene Ontology annotation, molecular function: microtubule binding; microtubule motor activity; ATP binding. NCBI's taxonomy places the organism in Eukaryota, Fungi, Ascomycota, Sordariomycetes, Sordariales, Sordariaceae. Gene Ontology annotation, biological process: microtubule-based movement. The record is from RefSeq and is a predicted model, not a curated record.